Molecule: messenger RNA, 744 nt
Organism: Oikopleura dioica
Lineage: Eukaryota; Metazoa; Chordata; Appendicularia; Copelata; Oikopleuridae
Source: the annotation of a GenBank genome assembly
AUGAAACUUUUCAAAUUUUUUAUCUUCGCCGCUGCCACUGUCACCGCCCAAGAGAAUACCGUCGACGCCACGCUUUACGAUGACUCCUACUCCUACUCUUACGAUUACAUCUACUACGAUGACGACGGAAACGUAAUCACUGCCGAGGAAUUCGAAGCGCUGAACUCAGAUGUCGACGAAUCCGGAAUCGCUCGAGCAAGAGGAGGCAAAGGAGGCAAAGGAGGAAGAGGCAAGAAAGUCAAGGGAGAAAAGAAAAACAAGAGGAAGAAGAAGAAGAAGACUCCUGCAUAUACCACCACAACCUCCACUACUUCAACAACCACGACGUCAACUACAACUACAACUACAACCACAACUACUACCGAGGAGCCUACAACCACUUCUGUCAUCACCACAACAACUUCCACUGAGGCUCCUACAACUCCUCGUCCCGCUUACGUCGACGUAAAAAUCCCCGAUGCGAUCCCAGAAGGAGAACCACAGGUUCCUCAGACAUCGAACCAGGUUCCUCAGGUGUCGAACCAGGUUCCUCAGACAUCUAACCAAGUUGCCCAAGUCUCCAACCAAGUCCCCCAGACAUCUAACCAAAUGGCCCAAGUAUCGAAUCAGAUGCCACAAGUGUCCAACCAGGUUGCCCAGACUUCCAACCAAAUGGCUCAAGUUUCGAACCAGGUUCCUCAGGUUUCCAAUCAAGAACCACAGGUCUCAAACCAGGUCCCUCAAGUCUCGAACCAGACUUGGUAA